This is a messenger RNA of Symbiodinium necroappetens, 330 nucleotides long. NCBI's taxonomy places the organism in Eukaryota, Dinophyceae, Suessiales, Symbiodiniaceae. The record is from the annotation of a GenBank genome assembly.
GGCCAAAGUGCUGUGCACACGGUGCUGAUGAAGCCCGCACGCGAGCGUUUCAAGGCAAAACUUCGGGAUUUCCUGCCCCGCAUGUCCAGACCCAGAUGCACCAUCUUCAUGAGCAGCAGGCCUGUUGAUUGGAAUACAGACCCAGAGAUCGUGCUGGAACUUCUGAGCGAAGAGCUGGCUUUGCCCUUGAAGUGGAAGGAGUCUGUGGAGGCUCUGAGCAGAGUCGGCCUCGAAGAUCUCUUCGAAUGCGGGCCCUCCAAGGAGCUGAAGGCCAUCCUGAAGCGAAUCGAUGCCGACGUCUGGUCGCGAACAUGCAACGUGGAGGUGUGA